CCGCAUUUCUGCAGCUGGUUUCAGGCAGACAUUAAAGUGAGACUUAGCUGCGCAAUCCAAUCCACACCAGCCUGCCCCCAGUGAGGGAUUAUUUCAUGAUUGCUUUAACAUUUUUUUUUCCCUGGACCUAACUCUUUUCAUCUUCCCUAGUAUUUCCUUUUUCUGCAGCUUAGUGUCUUACCUAUUUUUCCUAUUCUCUUUUUUCUUUUCUUUGGACAAAAAAAAAUAAAAAAUAAAAAAAGAAAGAAAGAAAGAGAGAAAUUUCGAUUUCUUUUCCCUCCCCUUUCCUCAUUCCAUUUCUUUUGCGGAAGGUUCCCGCGGACACCGCUUACAGAGUGUAUUUCUUAUCGCAUGACCAAUUCUAUUCAAUCAUGAGCUUCAAUUCACGAACAUACCUCCGGUUAAAAUGUCGUCUCGCCAGAACUAGACGCUAACACAGUAAUACACUAUCACUACAUCAGAAUUGCGCGAUCUUCCCUUGAACCCUUUUCACACUCACCUUCCACGCGAGAAUCCCUCCACGAGAUUGCGUCUGUUCGCACCGUCUGAUCCCAGCCCGGUGUGGACCGGUGUGACGGGGGUGCAACCGUCAAGAUGUUUUCCGCUUUUCUUCGCGGGGUAUCGUCGGCCAAGUCGCAGAUUCCACUAGUAAAGAAUCUCCGCUUCAACUUCAUCUUGAUCCAUUACAUCUAUAUCAUCGCGAUCAGCUUACUCACCUCUAUCAUUAUCUAUCCGGGCAACGACCUGGCGUAUAUCGAUGCCCUCUUCUUCUCGGCGGGGGCCGCCACCCAGAGCGGACUGAACACAGUGGAUUUCAACUUGCUGAAAACAUAUCAGCAAGUGGUCCUCUAUUGGGUUUCUAUGCUGACAACCCCCAUCUUCAUCAACACCGUUCUCGUUUUUGUCCGACUUUACUGGUUCGAAAAGCGGUUUCAGCACGUCGUUCGGGAUGCUCGAGCUCUACGCCAAACCCGAUCCAGAAUGCGGACCAUGAGCGAAGACAAGGAUACCCAAAGUCACAACCGGGAAGAGGCUGGCAUCGGCGGUCGCUCCAUUGUAGUGUUACGCAAUAAUCAGGGAGACGCCGAGCAACCCAAGGACGUUUACAAGACGCCCUCGGACAGUGACUCGGGACCAAGUUCGUCGGCGGUAAAGGACGACAGUGGCCAUACCUCCGAGCAAGAAAAUGAUCCCAAUAGCACCUUGCAGCGAGGAUUUGGAAGUCUCCGGGUGCCGGCCCAACUGAGUCCCGAACAUCACAUUGCCUUUUUGGAGAACCAACGGAGGAGCAAGGGUGCGUUGAGAAUCCCCAGUCCAAGGGAAUAUGACCGCGGCGGAGUGCCUGAGGUUCUGGAAGAAGGAGGAGGAGGGGGGGAAGGCGUUGAGGCCGCUCGCACAGUCAGUAAUACUUCUGUUGAACCGCGAAGCCCGCGCGAUAUGGAGGAAGACGACCAGGUAGGACCCAUGGAGGGUCCGCAUAUCACCAUUAAUGAGCCUGAUAUGAUGCGGACGAGAACGAGGAAUUCUACCUUCCCCCGAUUAGACACUCGCCCUACCGUUCGUGAGACGGCGGACUUCAACGAUCCAUCGUCGCCUCUGGCCCGCACCAACACCCGGAGACCCACGUUUACCAGCGUGUUUCGAUCGCUAACACAGGAAAGAGACCGGAACACACUACCCUAUCUGAGUUGGAAUGCCACGGUUGGCCGUAAUUCCCAGUUCGUCGAUCUGACGGAGGAGCAGCGUGAUGAGCUAGGAGGCAUUGAGUAUCGCGCCCUGAAAACAUUGGCGGUCGUCCUGAUCUGCUACUAUGUCUGUUUCCACCUUCUGGGGAUUAUCUGCCUAUGGCCGUGGAUCAUGACAACCCGUUGGGGCUCGGCUGUCACCAAGAUCGGGCAAGGACGGCCUUGGUGGGCAAUCUUCACGGCUGCGUCGUCUUUCAAUGAUGUCGGGUUCUCCAUCACUCCUGACUCCAUGGCCUCCUUUCAGGAGGCUAUAUUUCCCCUUCUCCUGCUGACCUUCCUCAUCAUUAUCGGCAAUACAGGCUUUCCCUGUAUGUUGCGAUUGAUCAUCUGGUUCUGUUCCAAAAUCGUGCGCAAAGAAUCGUCCUUGUGGGAGGAAUUGAAAUUCCUCUUGGAUCACCCACGUCGCUGUUUCACCCUUCUCUUCCCCCGCAAUGCUACCUGGUGGCUGUUUGCAACCCUGGUGGCCUUAAACGGAAUUGAUUUGAUCUUUUUCAUCAUUCUAGACUUGAAUGACUCCGCUGUCACGUCCUUAUCUACUGGUAUUAAAAUCGUCGACGGCCUUUUCCAGGCUGCCUGCACGCGUACUGCCGGUUUUUCGGUCGUCAGCAUAUCAGAGUUGCACCCUGCCGUUCAGGUGUCCUAUAUGAUCAUGAUGUACAUCUCAGUGUUCCCGAUUGCUAUAUCUCUUCGUCGCACCAAUGUUUAUGAAGAAAAGAGUCUAGGGAUCUACGCACCUGACGAGGACGAUAACGAUGAGAACCAGACCGCGCCCAGUUACAUUGGGGCCCAUCUGCGGCGACAGCUGAGUUUCGACUUGUGGUACGUGUUCUUGGGCUUGUUCAUCAUCGCCAUUGUCGAAGGCGGCCGCCUGCAGCGCCAGGAUGAAUAUGCGUUUCAGAUUUGGUCGGUUCUUUUCGAGGUUGUCUCUGCCUAUGGCACGGUUGGAUUGUCUCUUGGGUACCCGGGCGUCAACGCGUCGUUCGUAAGCGAGUUCCAAGUAUUAUCAAAGUUGGUCAUUAUUGCCAUGCAAAUCCGUGGUCGGCAUCGUGGUCUUCCAUACUCUCUAGACCGUGCCAUCUUGCUUCCGUCCGAGGCUUUGAACCACCAUGAAAUCGCGGAUGCAGAGCGUCGCAUGCGCCGCCGUGCUUCCAGUCUCAGCCAAACGGCUACUAUGGAUCGCCGGCAGUCCCAGGCUCAGCAGGAGAAUGCCGUGUCCACCGGGCGUGAUCCCAAGGAUAGAAAUCCGCACAGCCCGAUCAUCCGUCGCCAGUCUACAUUACGAUCACAACGAUCCCAGUGGUAGGAGGUUUGCUUAUAGAAGAUUACUUGGCUUCACCGUGCGUUCAAAAUUUCUUUCGAUGAUCUUCGAUUCAACAGUCAUCGACCUUAGUCGGAUACUUGGGUGUAUACGUCUCUUUUCGGUGUUCUAGACCUAAUUACUGGGAUACACUUGUCUUUAAGCGUCGUCUCUUUUUCUUUUUUUUUUUUCCCAGCAUAUCAUUGCUUGAGCGUCUACAGUGCUUUCCUCAACUCUAGGGCUGUAUAAUGUGACCGUUGUGACUUACGGUGGCUAGUUUUCCUUCUUGUAUCUGUCCAAUUUUAAUAAUGUCACUCAGCAGGCUGCGUGUAAGAUAUAUUUUUACUUUUGUUUUAUUUGUAUCAUAAGUAUCUAACUCACCAUGUAUAGUACAUUUUGCUCCAAUUUCAGUACGACUCUUUGGGUGUCCGAAAGGACAAACCCCUCCCUCCUUCCAAGAAUACGUGCAGCCAUAACUAGAAUCCAUAUCAACAGCAC
Aspergillus alliaceus is the source of this 3540-nucleotide messenger RNA. Its product is annotated as potassium ion transporter. Lineage: Eukaryota; Fungi; Ascomycota; Eurotiomycetes; Eurotiales; Aspergillaceae. The record is from RefSeq and is a predicted model, not a curated record. The coding region runs from base 595 to 3048 and encodes 817 amino acids. Gene Ontology annotation, molecular function: high-affinity potassium ion transmembrane transporter activity. The transcript has 2 exons. Gene Ontology annotation, cellular component: plasma membrane. Gene Ontology annotation, biological process: potassium ion import across plasma membrane; intracellular potassium ion homeostasis.